AUGGCCGGUGUUUCAGUAGUUGUUGGCGCUCAAUGGGGAGAUGAAGGAAAGGGCAAAAUCGUCGAUAUGCUAUCUGCCCGUUGUGAUGUUGUUUGCAGAUGCCAAGGUGGCAACAAUGCCGGACAUACCGUUGUUGUUGAUAAUAAGAAGUACUUCUUCCACCUUAUUCCCUGUGGUAUUCUUCAUCCUAAUACUAUGUGUAUCGUUGGUAAUGGAGUUGUUAUCAACUUAGAAAACCUGUUUAAGGAAAUUGAUGAUUUGGCUAAGCUAGGUAUUCCUGAUAUCGAAGGCCGUGUUCGUAUUUCUGAUAGUGCGCACAUUGUCUUUGAUCUUCAUAUUCUUGUUGAUGAACUGGAGGAACAGGCAAGGGGUCGAUAUGUGAUUGGCACCACUAAACGUGGUAUUGGUCCGACUUAUGCCUGCAAAGUUGCCCGACGUGGUCUACGCAUUGCAGACCUUGUUGGUGAAUGGAAUGUCUUCUGUGAACGCUUCGAAGCCCUUGUUGAUUUCUACAAAACUCACUACCCCAACCUGGCCUUCGACACUAAGGCAUCACUUGAAAAAAUUGCUAGCUACCGCGAUCGUUUGAAGCCUAUGGUCAGGAAUGUUGCCUUCUUGGUCAAUAAAUUCGCUACUCAGGAUACUCAUCAUAUCCUGGUUGAGUGUGCCCAAUCUACCAUGCUAGAUAUUGAUUUCGGUACCUAUCCCUAUGUCACUUCAUCAAAUUGCUCUGUCGGUGGUGUUUGUACCGGAUUGGGUCUUCCUCCAUCCCGUAUCGGAAGUGUUUUCGGUGUUGCUAAAGCUUAUACAACCCGAGUCGGUUCCGGUGCGUUUCCAACUGAACUUACUGGUGAAUUGGCUGAAAAACUUCAGAAUACCGGCCAGGAGUACGGUGUGACUACUGGACGUAAACGCCGUGUUGGUUGGUUAGAUACCGUGGUUCUUCGUUACGCUCAUAUGAUUAACAACUUCACCUCAAUCGCUCUCACUAAACUUGAUGUUUUGGAUGAUUUUGAUGAGUUGAAGAUUGCUAAGGACUACAUUGACCCCAAAACUGGUGAGAUUUUGCAGUUCUUCCCCUCUGAUAUCUCUCAACUGUCUCGCGUUGAAGUUGUCUAUGAAGUGAUGCCCGGUUGGAAGUCUAAAACCACAGGAAUCAAAAGCUAUGUCGAUCUUCCAGAGAACUGUCGCAAGUACAUUGAAAUGGUGGAGAAGCUUUGUGGUUUCCAUAUUCGAUGGAUUGGUGUGGGUCAGGGACGCAAUGAUAUCAUCUCCAAACCUCUUUCCUAA
This is a messenger RNA of Rodentolepis nana, 1290 nucleotides long. Lineage: Eukaryota; Metazoa; Platyhelminthes; Cestoda; Cyclophyllidea; Hymenolepididae. The record is from the annotation of a GenBank genome assembly.